UAUUAUCAACACAAACAUAUAUACAUUAAGUUUGAUAGUUAGUACGUUACAUGAGGAGAAAUCAUCAAAUUUCAUCUAGUUCAUUCUUAUAUUGAUAUGUCCAUUUCCAAACACCGAAGUACACAAACAGAAUAGUGACCGAACCGGAGGACAAUGCUAAGGCGAUGGAAGGAUGGACGAGAUGAUAUAAAGAACGAUAAUAAUAAUAAAGAUGUUAUUUUGAAAUAUAUAUUUUGUACGAAUAUGUUAAGCUUCCGCAUGUAUAAUAGUUACUCCGAUAUUAUCAAUAAAUAAGUAAAGUUUUGUUUAAUGCUCCAUUUUCCGAUUCAAAAAGUUACACCCGUUAACACCGCGAGUCGGAUAUUUGAAUAAAUUCGGCGAACGAGGGAACAUAAACUGUGGAAUAGUGGAAAAGAAUGAGGUACCGUACCGCACCCUUUCGGCCGCCCCACAGGCCACACAUUCCAUUUUAUUCUUUCUUCCACACAAGACGCCUGCCUAUUUCCUUCCUUUCAUUUUCUCUUUUUCCCUUGUCCGUCGUUCCCCUCUCGCUAGCUAGCCAUGGCGGAUCAGCUCACAGACAAUCAGAUCUCUGAGUUCAAGGAAGCAUUCAGCCUGUUUGACAAAGACGGAGAUGGAUGCAUUACUACAAAGGAGCUUGGAACAGUUAUGCGGUCAUUGGGACAGAACCCAACUGAGGCUGAGCUUCAAGAUAUGAUCAAUGAAGUUGAUGCUGAUGGGAAUGGGACUAUUGACUUUCCAGAGUUCCUUAAUCUCAUGGCCCGUAAGAUGAAGGACACAGAUUCUGAGGAGGAGCUGAAGGAAGCCUUCCGGGUGUUUGACAAGGAUCAGAAUGGGUACAUCUCUGCUGCUGAGCUUCGCCACGUCAUGACAAACCUUGGUGAGAAGCUUACCGAUGAGGAGGUUGACGAGAUGAUCCGUGAGGCCGAUGUCGAUGGGGAUGGUCAAAUCAACUAUGAGGAAUUUGUGAAGGUCAUGAUGGCUAAGUGAGAAUACAAUCAACCCUCAAACUUAAUCUUUAGACCGACGUAAAAGAGAGAAAAAUAGAGUACGAAGAAGGAAAACCAGGGCAGAUAAGUUUGAGAUUUCCAAUUUCUUGCUAGGAACCAUACAUUGUUUCGGUGCUUUGCAUGUUUUCCUAUUCUCAUUGUUUUCAAAAUGCGACUUACUUUUUCAGUAUCGUGUUUGCUACAUUCCUUGUUUUUUAAGUUAUGGUUCUUACUUGUUGACUACUUCUGGUGUUUCUUCCUUAAUAUGAGCAUGCCAUUGGAGAACUUGCAUG
This is a messenger RNA of Cuscuta campestris, 1303 nucleotides long. The record is from the annotation of a GenBank genome assembly. Lineage: Eukaryota; Viridiplantae; Streptophyta; Magnoliopsida; Solanales; Convolvulaceae.